Leptidea sinapis is the source of this 2576-nucleotide messenger RNA. RefSeq names its product WD repeat-containing protein 7 (gene Rbcn-3B). The coding region runs from base 163 to 2538 and encodes 791 amino acids. The record is from RefSeq and is a predicted model, not a curated record. Gene Ontology annotation, cellular component: cytoplasm. NCBI's taxonomy places the organism in Eukaryota, Metazoa, Arthropoda, Insecta, Lepidoptera, Pieridae. Gene Ontology annotation, molecular function: protein binding. The transcript is spliced from 22 exons.
CCAGUUUUAUUUACAUUUUGCAUAUUUUCGCUCAAAAUUGUUGUAAAAUCAAUAAUUUCCUCGAAAUUUAUUUUAAGAACGCGCUUGAGGUGUGAGCUUCUCAAACUGAGAAGCAUAAGUUGCUUCCGAAAAUAACAGCAUUUCUUAAAGCCGAAAGAAGAAAUGCCAGGCACUAAUCUUAUUGUACCUGUGGUGUUGUGGGGAAAACAUGCUCCUACACAUUGUGUUUCAUCUGUGUAUCUAUCGAGAGAUCAAAAAACUCUUGUAACAGGCUGUUAUGAUGGCCAAAUAUGUAUUUGGCAAGUAGAUCCCGAAACUUUGAAGAUGACCCCUCGUUGUCUUCUUGUUGGUCACACAGCUCCAGUGACAUGUUUGUCCAGGGCUUCCAUACUUCAAGACAAUAACUUUAUUGUGAGCUCGUCAGAGGCAGGUGAAAUGUGUACUUGGGAUCUGGUGGAUGGUAAAUGUCGAGAAAGUGCAAAGUUGACUCAAGUCCAUACAAAUAUACAGGCAUACCAUAUGUGCAACAGUGAGGAUUUGCGGCUUUUCUGCAACGGGUACUAUGCAGAAAUAUUGAUAAUGGACCCCUUCUCAUUGGAGAUAUUGUUCUCUUUGAGCUCAAAGAUGAACCCUGAUUGGAUCUCUGCUUUGCAUGUUUUGCGCCCAUCUUCAAGAAAGGAUGAUGUCGUCCUAGCUAUCUCCAUAACAGGAACUGUCAAGGUAUGGUCGCUUCUGGGGCAUGAGAACAAACAGUCAGAGCCGAUCUACGAGAACGAGUCUAAACAAAUCCGGUGUUUGAACGCGCUGUCACUCAACUGUUGCGCGUAUAACCAACGAACAGUGCUCAUUGUGUGCGCUAAGUAUUGCCAGAUCUAUGACGCAGGUGAUUUCUCCGUGCUUUGCUCCAUUGAAGCGCCAUCUGGUGAGCGAUGGAUGUCCGGUGAUUUCCUUGCGCCCGAUCGCGUGCUUGUCUGGUCCACCGAAGGCAAAGGAUACUUAUACAAACUACCCGCAAACAAACUGCGCGGACGGGCUGUGUGUAGUUCGGUGCCCGACCAUAAGGGCUUCCAUGGGCCUACUGUGGACCACGAUAGCCCAGUCCUGUAUGGUAUAUUGGCCCACCCGGAUAAUAAGCUUCUAUCGUGUCCCCCUGCAAUGCGUUUUGUCCUGACCUCAGUGGGGGGUAAGCAAAGACGUCUCUUGCUCCGUGGAGAUUCAGCCGGAGUAGUUCUCUUGUGGAAUGUUGACGACGCGGCACCCGCUGUAGUGGGGAAAAUAGCGUCCCACGCUCCUAUAGUGAUGACCAGUUUGGAGAUGGCGUGGGCAGAAAUGAACCCAAGCCCCGUUGGAAUUCUGGACCAGUUUAGUCAUCCUGAAGAACCAGAAAUAAAGCUGACUGCCUCUAUAUACUUAUUGGAGGCGAAUCGUCUGGUAGUGGGACGAGAAGAUGGUUCAAUCGUCAUUGUGAACGCGACCCAUACGGUGCAGCUGCAGCUCUUGCAUGGAAAUCACCAACAACUUGACGACUGGCCCCCGCAUCAGUUAUUGCUCGGCCACAACGGAAGAGUAAACUGUUUGUUAUACCCCCAUCACGUACAUCAUAGAUACGACAAGUCUCACUUAGUGUCGGGCGGCAUUGAUUUCGCGGUUUGCCUGUGGGAUCUAUUUAGCGGUGCGUUGCUACAUCGCUUCUGUGUCCACGCUGGAGAAAUUACUCAGCUCAUUGUACCUCCGCAUAACUGCAGUCCGAGAAUACAGAAAUGUAUUUGUUCAGUCGCUUCAGAUCACAGCGUCACUUUAUUGAGUCUGUCUGAACGGAAGUGCGUCACGCUUGCGUCCCGCCAUCUUUUCCCCGUGGUAACAAUAAAAUGGCGGCCGGCGGAUGAUUUCAUGGUGGUGGGAUGCAGUGAUGGUACGGUCUACGUGUGGCAGAUGGAGACUGGACAUUUGGAUAGAGUGUUGCAAGGUAUGAUAGCCGAAGAGGUCCUUUCUGCGUGCGACGAAACCGCAGCUGACGAACUCGGCGGGGCCAUAGCCGCCGGCACUGAUCUACAAGGCCUGGCCAAUCCCGCGGUGCAUUUCUUUAGGGGCCUCCGUCACCGCAACCUCACGGCCAUGCGCGCCGCCACCCAGCGGGGCCUGGCCGCGCUGCACGCCGGCGAGCGCGGGCCCAGCGCCGGGCCGCUGGCCGAGCCCGCGCGGCCCCGCCCUCCUCCGCUCACCAUCCAGGGCUUCAGGUCCAACCCGGCUGACCCGGAGGGCCAUAUACUAUUCUUCGACAUCGAGGGUCUCAUAGUAGAACUCUUGAGCGAAGAAUACUCGGCUAUGAGUCCAGCCAGCCUAGAGGCUGCCGGUUUGAUUACCAGUGAAUACAUGAAGGUGGCAGCGUUGACGCAGUCGGCGAGUCCGGAUGCGGCGAAAAAGAUAUCAGGUAUAUUAGCAAAGAUGAAAGAAGGUGCUGAGAAUAUGCAGACCAAGUUGCAAGCGAAAGCUGAGCAGCUAAAAGGUCACCUGGAGAGUAAAGGUAUGUACAAUUGAACAAAUCAGGAAGCGAUGAAAAAACAUCUCUCUUUUGU